Messenger RNA from Gryllus bimaculatus (two-spotted cricket), 399 nucleotides. The record is from the annotation of a GenBank genome assembly. NCBI's taxonomy places the organism in Eukaryota, Metazoa, Arthropoda, Insecta, Orthoptera, Gryllidae.
AUGGGCGAUAACACUUGUGCACAUCGGUCGAAACGCUGUCAGUGGCUGCCACUUCUGGGCAGCGAGCCCAACUUGCCUGUCACGUCGGCGGCGCGGGCGGCGGGGCCCUCGGAGACGGCGCUGCAGGCGGCGGCGGCGGGCAUCACGUCGGUGGCGGACGCGGCGGGGGCGGCGAACGGCGUGGUGGCGGCCGUGGUGGACGGGUCGCGCGCCGCCAGCGACGCCCUACGCACCGCAGUCGAGGUGGCCGCGCAGCUCCUCCAAGUGCCCCCGGUCGCUCUGGGGCAGCGCGACCCGCCCCCCGACCCGCAGCCCGUGUACGUCUACGCGCCCCCGCCCGCCACCACCCCGCCUCACGGGGGCGGGGGCGGACUGCUGGCGUCGCUGUUCGGCCGCUGA